This is a messenger RNA of Eriocheir sinensis (Chinese mitten crab), 4322 nucleotides long. Its product is annotated as fat-like cadherin-related tumor suppressor homolog. Gene Ontology annotation, biological process: establishment or maintenance of epithelial cell apical/basal polarity; homophilic cell-cell adhesion; heterophilic cell-cell adhesion. Bases 148 to 3591 code for a protein of 1147 amino acids. Gene Ontology annotation, molecular function: calcium ion binding. Gene Ontology annotation, cellular component: protein-containing complex; plasma membrane. The transcript has 8 exons. Lineage: Eukaryota; Metazoa; Arthropoda; Malacostraca; Decapoda; Varunidae. The record is from RefSeq and is a predicted model, not a curated record.
UCCAAUCAUCUUUCAUUUUCAACUAUAUGCAACUACAUAUAUACAUGCACAUCCGUAUCCAUAUCCAGUGAACAUUGAAGUGGUGCGUCUCAAGUGGUUCUUCUUUAUUAGGAGAACCGAGCUGUGGGCUGCUCAGUGAUCCGCCUCAUGGCCACCGAUGCCGACGCUGACCCCAGCGGCGCUCCCUUCACCUGGGAGGUGAUCAACCAGCCUGUUGAGAGUCGUGCCUUCACCCUGGACCAGGAUGGCUCACUGAGGCUGGCCACCAAUAAAUUGAACCACAAGGUCCAGGAUCGGUACGUGGUGCAGGUGCGAGUGUGGGACAGCGGCUCGCCACCACUCCACGCUAACACCCAAGUUACCGUCAGCGUGGUGGAGGAGUCCCGCUUCCCGCCAACACUCUUCCCGCUUAAAACCGUGGUCAUCAGCUUCCGGAGUGCCUCUCCCGGAGGCAUCAUUGGGCGGGUCACUGCACUGGACCAGGACCCCUACGACACCCUGCAGUACUCUGUGGUGCCCUACCCAGAGGAAGUCAGCUCCAUCAAGUACUUUGACAUUGAUAGUGAGGACGGCACUCUGGUGGCACUGACGCCUCUUGAUGCUGGCAACUACAGCGUCAACGUCAGUGUGUCAGACGGCAGGUAUCACCGCACCGUGCAGGCUUCCAUCGAGGUCUCCGUGGUCACUGAGGAAAUGGUUGAAAAUGCCGUCAUCAUUCACCUGGGUCCUCUGUCCUCCGAUGAAUUUCUCUCCAGGUAUCAGAAAUAUUUCCUCAAAGCUAUUGCCAUAGAGCUGUCAGUUCAGGAGCAUUCUGUGGUCCUGGUCAGCCUGCAGCCAGCCCUCGUACACUCACACUCUUUAGAUAAAAUAGAUUACAUUCCACAACGUUCCAAGAGAGACAUACAGAGGAGUCUUGACGUUCUGAUAGUUGUGAGGUUAUUUGAAAUAUAUAUGACAAGAGAACAUUUGCUGCUGAAGCUAAAAGAAAAACAAGUUGACAUAAAAGAGAAGCUUGGCUUGCCCUUCGUGGACAUCAUGGAGUCCCUGUGUGUGUCUGGCUCAGAGUGCGGCGGCCACGGGGACUGUGUGGACGUGGUGGAAAUCAACGAUGAUGUGGCCAUGCCCUUCAACACACAGCUGUCUAGUCUGGUUGCUCCAAGAUUUACCCAGAAAGUUGGCUGUGUGUGUGACCAAGGGUAUGGAGGCCAGAACUGCACUACUUUAGUCAAUGCCUGUGGGCACCGACCCUGUGCUGAGUAUGAGGAGUGUGCGCCCACCAACACCAGCAGCCGAGGCUACACGUGCCAGUGCCCUGCCGGCAGAGCAGGACCUUCGUGCCGAGUGGACCUGACAAAGUGCCGCAGCCCUGCGUGCCACUACCCACUGAGGCCUCUCUCCUUCAGGGGAAAGAGCUAUGCCCAGUACAGCAUAGCUCAGCAAAGUGAGAGCAGCUCACUGAUGCUGAGUGCCUUCAUGCGCACCAGACACCCGGUGGGAACGCUGGUUUUUACUGCCGGGGAUGUGGACUACAGCGUGCUGGAGGUGGCCGGCGGACACGUGCAGUACCGCUGGGACUGUGGCAGCGGGGAAGGGCUGGUCAGGGUGUCCACGGUGAGGGUCGACAAUGAUGCGUGGCACUUCAUCAACCUGACCAGAGACGGCACCAUAUCAACACUGAGUGUGGACAGCGAGGUGAGUUCAGGAGCGGCGCCGGGUGCUAAUGACAUUCUGAACAUGGAUUCAAACUUCAUGUAUCUCGGUGCUACCCUCAGCAGUGAACCAGAGUCAGGCAUGUCUUCCUAUUCCCAAAGCAGCCUGGGAUUUGUGGGUUGCCUCGAUCAGAUCAUUAUUGACGGCACCGAGCUUCCCGUGUCAAUAACAGGGACGGCCUCCAGGGGCACGGUGCUCACGCGCCUGGCCAACGUGGAGCUCCAGUGUCCAGGCGUGCUGCCGUUGGCCGGCGCGUGUGGCUCCUACCCUUGCCAGAACGCUGGGACAUGCAUAGAAAAUGAAGGUUCUUAUAAGUGCAAUUGCCCUCCACGCUUUACCGGAGGACAGUGCCAGGUGGACACGGCUCCCUGCUCCUCCUCACCCUGUCUUAAUGGAGGCAAAUGUAUCGUUGUUGGCCACACCUAUAAGUGUCAAUGUCCUUCAAAACUGAGUGGAAAACGUUGUGAAUAUGGCAUUUUCUGCAACCCAAACCCUUGUCAGAAUGGCGGUCGCUGUGAGGAGGGUACCGAUGGGCCUAUAUGCAAGUGCCAACACUUUACCGGUGCAAUGUGCCAGCUGGACAUUGAUGAGUGUACCCGCAACCCUUGCCAGAGCGGGGGAACCUGCCUCAACUUCUUUGGUGGGUUCAAGUGCAUAUGUUCCUCCAAUGUUACCGGUGCGGUGAAUAACUGCACAGAGGCCGUUAGGAAGCCUGAAGAGCCGUCCUCCUCCCUGAACAUCACCCUGGAGGAGCUGCUGUGCAUCCUGGCCGUGUUCCUGGGGUGCGUGAUGGCCGUGCUGCUGCUGGGGGCCUGGCAGUGGUGGCGGUGGAGGCACAAGCGUCACCAGCAGAACAACCGCGUCAAGCUCACGGACCACCACGUGAAGAACGACCUCAAGGCGAAUGACGCACCCAAAAGAAACUCCAAAAUCUGCAACGUGGAGGCAGACCAGCAGGGGCCGCCGCUGCCCCCCCACCCGGCCUCCUACACCCCCAGCGGCAACGACUCCGCCAUUCUCAACACCCUUAAGCAUCUGGCGGACCUGUCUGCUGCGGGACACGAGAGUCUUGAGCUGCAGACACUUUCACGAUGCUCCCACGAGUUCCUCCACAGCCUUAAAAAGCCCGUGGUCAUGCCGCCCAACCUCUCCCCUCCGCCGCCCUCCAACAGUGACUCCGACUCUCUCCACAAGCCCUGGGACCACCACAAUAACCUCAACGACUCCUACUUCAUGCCCAUCAAGGAUGUGGGCUGUGACCUGGUGACCAACCUCGGCGAGACCCACACCUCCCCGGCCCGGCAGUCUCCAUUUUCAGACGAUUCUUCAGCACCGAGCCAGCAGAAGAAGAAAGGCUACCACUGGGAUGACUAUGACAUGCACGCGGCCCACACACGCUGCUCGCCUCUUGCACAAGGCUCUGUUGCCACACCCCUGCUGAGUGAGGACGCCCGGGGCGGUCCAGACGGUAACGAGGACAAUGAUGAUGCUGGUGAUGAUCCCUGCAGCUUUGAGAAAAUACUCCUGGCAAAUAAUAUAUCUGUUGACUCAUGCCAAGACCUGACUCUUGAUCAUUCGUCUAAAUACAACAUUGUCUCGGACCUUGAAGAUGACUGCCCAGAGUCAGCCCUGAAGAUAUCCAACGUGCCUUCUGUCGUCGAGGACGCCAACAGGCUCGGCAGCCCCAGGAGCCGCCGCCCCUCCCACUGCAGAGACUACAGCUGCGUGUCGGACCUGUCCUUCCUCUCCGCCCUGGAGGAGGAAGGCGUUGACGACUCAAUGUCUGAACUCCAGGAAUCUGACUGUGAGCUGCUGGAUAGAGUCAGUGAGGCCCUCACACCCACACUGGUGCAGACUUCCCUCUCAGAAGUGUUUCUAUAGUCUUGUGAUGUGAUAGCUGCUGCUGGACAAGGAGCAAAAACUUUUUACCCCACCAACUCCCAGCAGUUUGUUUAACAUUAAAUUAAAUUUGUGGGAAAGAUAAAUAUGAAUUACAUGAUAGGUAGGUAGAUAGAUAGAUAGAUGGAUGAAUAGAUAGGUUGAAGUACUGAGAGAAAGAAGAAAUUAUUAAAUAUACUUUUAUACAAAUAUAUACAUAACAUACACAUUCUGUUCAUGUUUCAGACAAACUUGCAUUCAUGGAAAGAUUACUAAAAUCUAAUUUAGCACAAACUAAAUUCAUUAUUCCGUAAGGAAAAAAUGGAACAGGUGUAGAUGCUUUCUAUUACUGCAUGAAAACCUGGAGUAACCAACAGCACUUCUAUAAAUUAUCUAAAGUAUCACAAGCAGUGUGCAACAUUUUCUCAAGCCAAGCUUUCACAUGUCAGGUCAGCACAAUGCGUAGAAGAGAACAUUUUUACCAACAAGGCUGAGCCGAGUGAGUCGAGAAUCACAAAGUUUUGUACAAACGAGCAAAGGACAGAGACACUGUGUUUAUGAACACACAUUAUCUCAGGAUGGUUAAGGGAAGCCACUUGUAGCCAGCCCAAAGGGGUUACAAUAUGUUGCCAAAGGUGGGGUUUCAUGUUAACGUAUCCCAUGAAACAAAGAUGACUAACCCAUGAAACAAAGAUGACUAUGUUAAACGGAUUUAUAUACAAAUGAUGAAUAUA